Dreissena polymorpha is the source of this 4656-nucleotide messenger RNA. RefSeq names its product A disintegrin and metalloproteinase with thrombospondin motifs 2-like. Gene Ontology annotation, molecular function: metalloendopeptidase activity. Gene Ontology annotation, cellular component: extracellular matrix. Gene Ontology annotation, biological process: extracellular matrix organization; proteolysis. The record is from RefSeq and is a predicted model, not a curated record. The coding region runs from base 221 to 4507 and encodes 1428 amino acids. The transcript is spliced from 25 exons. Lineage: Eukaryota; Metazoa; Mollusca; Bivalvia; Myida; Dreissenidae.
UAUUAUUAUGUUGUUUUAACUAUUAUCGCGUUUGUACAUAUGUUGACUGUCAAAAUGGCAAUACAUUUCUGGUUUCCAGCUUUCGGGAGUAGCAGAACAAGCAAAUGCUAGCCCGGCUUCCCAAACCCACAGAGAAGUCCACAUUCCAAAAGUCAUUUCAGACAACACAGCAAAUAAUUCGAUAGUCCUCGUUUUAAAAUGGCGGAAUAUACCAUUGCGUAUGCGUCUGGAGCGCCAUGACAUUGUCACUUCCGUUUCGGUGAUAGAAAUCCAGGAGGAAGAUAACGUUACGGCGGCCGAGUUGCUGCAAGAUGAUUCAGUAUUUUAUCAAGGCUCUGUAAUAGGGCGGAAAUUCAGCUUUGUGGCCAUUCAGGAAUCAAAGAACGGUUUUAUCGGAUUUAUACAACUUCCGGAAGAAGGAUUAUCCGUGGAGCCUCUCGGACACCCCGGGCCAGGAGAGUUGGGCGAGCACGUGCUUGAGAGUCAGGGGAAGUCAGCCCCACCACCGGCUGCUGUUGUCGACCGACACAUUCGUCGCCGACGUGCUGCGCCGACGGAGUUCACCAAGUACCUAGAGGUGUUGGUCGUCGUCGAUACGACGGUGGCAGACUUCAUCGGGAUAGAGAAAGUGAAGACGUACAUACUCACUCUUAUGAACAUUGUGAACACGGUGUAUCACGACGCAAGUCUUGGGGUCAACAUUGAAGUGGUCACCGUGAAGAUCAUGUACAUGGAAAAGGCCUCGGAAAAAUCCGUGGUGAUUGUGAGCGACCCUCAGGGAACUGUGGACCGGUUUUGUCACUGGGUCAGUGCGCAGGCGCAUAGAGGAGCAGGCACGGGGACCAAUCAUGACGUUGCAGUACUUCUCACUCGGCACAAGUUUACUCCGGCAGGGUACGCCCCCAUCACGGGUCUCUGUAUUCCGAUGCGCAACUGCGCCCUUGUGAAGGAUGACGGAUUUACGAGCGCCUUUGUGAUCGCGCACGAGAUGGCGCACGUGUUUGGGCUCUGGCACGACGGGCACGGAAACACGUGCUACGGACAGGCGUACACUACCAGCAUCAUGGCCACUGUCGUGCAGUCCUCCUUCAACCACUAUUGGUGGUCCGGAUGUAGCAAGACCAAGAUGCUCGAGGUUCUACCGUAUCUGACCUGCUUGAACAACAACCCGCAUACGGUUGUCAAGGAGACGCUGCCAUCGCCCCUGGGUCGGGGUUGGUCCCUGGACCAACAGUGCCGGGUUGAGUUUGGGGAGAGGGCGACAUUCUGUAAAAUCUUUGGCAAUAUCGACCCCUGUGGUCAAAUGUGGUGCGACGAUGCUACACGGGCAUACUCGUGCAAAACAAAGAACGUCGUGCCCUUAGACGGGACUCAGUGCGGACCCACCUCUCAUUGGUACUGUCAGUCGGGUGCGUGCGGUUACCGUGGUAACGAGUCGCCGGUUCAAGGCGGCUGGAGUGCCUGGUCCGGGUGGAGCAACUGCUCCGCUCAGUGCAACAUCGGCUUCAAGCGGCGGUCCCGAGUCUGUACCAACCCAAAACCAGAUUUCGGGGGCAAAGAAUGUGACGGUGAAAGCGAUAACACGGACACUUGCAUUGCUCAGGAGUGCACGGAAUACUACGACCAGCGAGCCGCACAGUGCACAGCGAUGGAUGCCGUGCCAGUGAAAGGACAAACACGUACCUGGAGACCGUACCAAAUCACUAAAGAGUCCGACCGCUGCAAGCUGACGUGUGUAGCAGACGGUAGCAGCGACGUCGUGACGUUCGACGCUUUCGUCGAUAACGGAACUCCGUGUUCGUACGACGAUCCAGGCCAGAUAUGCAUCGAUGGACAGUGCGUGCCAGUUGGCUGUGAUGGCGUGCGCGGUUCGGAUGCGAAGCUUGACAAGUGUGGGUUGUGUCGAGGGAACGGGUCUAGUUGCAAAACUGUGACCGGAAAUGUGCAUCGCACAUUCAAAUAUGGUGCAGCGGGAGGUGACCAUUACGAGAGGGUGAUGGUACUGCCGGAAGGGGCCCGGGACAUCGUCAUCAAAGAGACCGCCACCCUGCCGCACUUCAUAUCUGUUGAGGAUACACGCUACUAUACUCGCGUACUCAACGGUGACGGCGCCCAGGGUCGAAGUCGCCCGUUUGUACUCGAGGGGGCGUGGUUCGAGUACACCAACAAUCAGGGUCACGAAAAGCUGUCGACAAAGGGGCCUGUUCAUAGGAAUGUUAAUGUUUUGGUUUAUCCCAUGGACUGGAAGAUUCCGGCCAGCCUGGAUUUCGCCUACACCAUUGACAAUAACGACUUCACAUGGGAGAAGAGCAAAUACACGUGGAAGUUUGAGGACUGGAGCCCGUGCAGUGUCACGUGCGGAAAAGGUGUUCAACACAUUGUCUAUGCCUGCACGGACAAACAGAAGGAGGUGAAGGUCGAGGACAAAUUAUGUGACGUCAUAGAAAGGCGCGAGUCUAAAAACCACGUCUGCGAAAUGAUUGACUGCGAUUCGCUGAAGUACCUAUGGCGCAUGCGCCGUGACUACAGCGCGUGCUCCGCCACGUGUGGGAAGGAAGGCGUCCACUAUCAGUUGUACGAGUGCGAGUCGAUAGAGAGCGGGGACACAGUGGACCGGAUAUACUGUCAGAACAUAUCAGAGCCAAUCUCCAACGAGCCCUGCAAUCGCAUGGAAUGCACGGCGGUGCUAUUCAAAUGGAAUGUGACGUCAGAUUGGAGCGAGUGCACGCAAACUUGCGGCGAGUCUGGAACACAGUAUCAGUUGUUUUUCUGCCUGAAACUGACGGGAGACCGAGAACCAGAAACGGUGGAAAACCGAUUUUGUUCCGAUCUUAAAAGCCCUCAGGAACCACGUGCGUGUAACCGGCUACCGUGUUUGUCGUAUAAAUGGAGACCAACAGAUACCUGGCACGAUUGCAACGCAAGCUGUGGUACUGACGGAGUGCAGUUGCAGAAGUUGGUGUGCAAGAAGUACAUAGGCGAUAAGCCAAUAAGCGACGUGAGUGCGUGGUUUUGCAGGAGCGAAGAAAAAACGACGGAAAGUAGGGCGUGUAACAGGAGGGACUGCUACAGGCUAAAGUGGGUAAUGUCGGAUAUAUGGUCGGACUGCAGUCAAACGUGCGGGCAAUCAGCUGUCAGGGAGCGUCGGACUCAAUGUAGAAAUGUGACGUACGACGAUCGGGAAACCAGUCUGGCUGACAAGUUUUGUGCUGAAAUCGAGAAACCAGUCGUUAUUGAAAACUGUAAUUUACCGCCCUGUGAAAGUUUUGCCUGGCAACCUUCGGAGCGUUGGGGCAACUGCUCUAAGAAAUGUGGCGAUAUGGGUACGCAAACUCGGGCGUACGAUUGUGUCAAAGAAGGCACCGAAACUGUGAUUUCCGAUGAAAAUUGCGCACAAAAAUACGUUCAAAAAGAAGUUCGAGAAUGUAAUCGAUUUCCAUGCCACACAUUCGAAUGGCGGACAGACGACGCCUGGUUGCCGGCAUGUCGUAAAACAUGCCAAGAGGAGCAUGUCGUAAAACAAAUGCGAAACGUGAAAUGCAUGCAAAUCUAUCUUGGUGGACAAGAGGAGGUGACCGACGAAUACUUCUGUGCUAAUUUGACGAAACCGGAUGUCAUUAGAAAAUGCGAAAACCUAAACUGCACUCGGAGCACCUGGUCGAUGACCAACGUGGGUGAAUGUAACGCUACCUGUGGGGUGCAGGGCGGUCAACGCCGCACUGCAGUCUGUGUGACCUCAGAGAAAAAUGGAGGUCACGAAACGAUUGCAGACGAACAUUGUCCUCUGCCGAAGCCAGCCAAUAUAUCACGGCCAUGUUAUAUUGAAUCGUGCUACAGGUACGCACCUUCCGGUUCCGGUGACUCCUGGGGCGUGUGCUCAGUUACGUGUGGUGGUGAAGGAUACCAGAUACAGGACGGCCAGUGUGUUCGGCAAAACGGUCCGCUUAGCACGCCUGUACCGGACAGCCACUGCCAAGAGGCGAGAGUGGAGAGGAACGCGCGCACAUGCCAUACGGCUUCCUGUGGUGUCCUGGACUGGAACGCGGGGCCCUGGUCAAUGUGUUCAAAGACGUGUGGUGCGGGACAAAAGAAGCGGGUGGUGUUUUGCGGAGAGCCCGGGGGUAAAGCCGACCCCUCGCAAUGUCAUGGUACCGCGCCUAGCGAAUAUGAGUCUUGUGAAGAGGAGAAAUGUCCGGCUGACAAUAAAGAACCGGAAUGCGUAAGAGACAAAGCGGCCAUCUGCAAGCGUGCCACCGAGGUGCAUUGUGGACAUAAAUCCUUCUUCCGGGUGUGCUGUCAGACGUGCGCGCGCAUUCAGGCAGACGAUCCUCAUUCGGAAGACAAUGGAGGCAAGCCCGACUGCGGCGGAGACAGAGGGUCAUUUUGCAUAAAUGCAACUCGGCGUCACUGCUCGUUCGAUGCCUACCGACACGUCUGCUGUCGGAGCUGCGCGCGCAUUCAAUCGAGUGUGGACAUGAGGAGCUAUAGCAAUCACAGCCGUCGCUAAGGAGGCUGAUGUCUCUUGACUAGUUUCCAAAAUCGGCGAAAUAUGUACAAUGUCACGGAACGCUUGAUUGAUGUCCAUACGAAUGCCCCGCUUGUUUGAUUUUAAGCUUGUACUUUGAAAUAAAAUGGGGAAAUAACUAAGUACCAGUA